Molecule: messenger RNA, 3920 nt
Organism: Conger conger (European conger)
Lineage: Eukaryota; Metazoa; Chordata; Actinopteri; Anguilliformes; Congridae
Product: potassium voltage-gated channel subfamily G member 1-like
Exons: 3
Coding region: 115-1641 (508 amino acids)
Biological process (GO): potassium ion transmembrane transport; regulation of delayed rectifier potassium channel activity; protein homooligomerization
Cellular component (GO): membrane; voltage-gated potassium channel complex
Molecular function (GO): delayed rectifier potassium channel activity
Source: RefSeq, a predicted model, not a curated record
GCCUUUCCUUCUUUUCAAACUGUCCAAUGUCAGAUGCUGAGAAAUCAUUCCUCAAACACACAGAGGGCGACACGAUGUAACAGUAGAGGGUGACCAAAGUUAUGUGACAGCAAGAUGACUCUUCUGGCUGGAGACGGCUCAGACUACGACUACAGCGCGCUGAGCUGUGCCUCCGACCUCUCCUUCAACCCCCCUCCCUCAGAGGAACGGGAGGCCCCCAAGGGCCUGUUCUACAAGCGGGCGCGUCUCCUCCCGCCGGGGGAGGACGAGCGGUUCCCCUACCCCGCCGCCCGAAAGCUCCACGCCCUCAUCAACGUGGGGGGCCUUCGCUACCAGCUCCCCUGGGCCACGCUGGAGGACUUCCCCCUGACCCGGCUGGGCCGGCUGCGGUUCUGCGGCAGCUUCGACGAGAUCAUGCGCGUGUGCGACGACUACGACGUGGCGCGGAACGAGUUCUUCUUCGACCGCAGCCCCUGCGCCUUCCGCAGCAUCGUGGCCUUCCUGCGGGCGGGCGAGCUGCGCGCGCUGCGGGAGACCUGCGCCCUGUCCUUCCGCGAGGAGCUGCGCUACUGGGGCGUGGCCGAGGAGAACCUGCUGUGGUGCUGCAGGCGCAGGGUGCUGCAGAGGGCCGAGGAGUGCCGAGAGCUGGACCGAGCCGCCCAGGAGGACCAGCUGCUGGGGGGCCCCGACCGGCCCUGCGACCCGCUGGCCCCCGAGUCCCGCCUCAGCCUCUGCAUGGCCCGGCUCAGGGACAUGGUGGAGAGGCCGCAGUCCGGCCUGCCGGGGAAGAUCUUCGCCAGCCUGUCGGUGCUCUUCGUCACCAUCACCGCCAUCAACCUGUCCAUCAGCACCAUGCCCUCCAUGAGGGAGGAGGAGGAGUCGGGCAAGUGUUCUCAGAUGUGCUAUAACAUCUUUAUCGUGGAGACGGUGUGCGUGGCCUGGUUCUCGCUGGAGUUCACCCUUCGCUUCAUCCAGGACCGCAGGAAGCUGGCCUUCCUCAGGCGGCCGCUCAACCUGAUCGACGUGCUGGCCAUCCUGCCCUACUACGUCACCCUGCUGGUGGACAGCUCGGGCAGUAGCUACCUGGACAAGGUGGGUCUGGUUCUGCGGGUCCUGCGGGCGCUGCGCAUCCUGUACGUGAUGCGUCUGGCGCGUCACUCCCUGGGCCUGCAGACGCUGGGGCUGACGGCGCGGCGCUGCACGCGCGAGUUCGGCCUGCUCCUCCUCUUCCUGUGCGUGGCCACCGCCCUCUUCUCCCCGCUGCUCUACCUGGUGGAGAACGAGGCCACCGCCUCCCGCGAGUUCAGCAGCGUGCCCGCCACCUACUGGUGGGCCGUCAUCACCAUGACGACGGUGGGCUACGGCGACAUGGUGCCGCGCAGCGUGCCGGGCCAGGUGGUGGCGCUCAGCAGCAUCCUGAGCGGGAUCCUGCUCAUGGCCUUCCCCGUCACCUCCAUCUUCCACACCUUCUCGCGCUCCUACCUGGAGCUGAAGCAGGAGCAGCAGCGCGCCACGCAGCGCAGGACACGCUUCCUGCUGCGGAGCAAGGCGGCCGGCCUCAGCCAGCUCUCGCUGGAUAGCGACCGCCUCUUCCCCAGCGGCUUCUCCGAACCCCGGGACAGCGAGGAGGGGGAAGACUAGAGCCCCCGAGGAAGUCUUCUUCAGCUUCAGGGACAAUGAAGAGGGGGACUAGACACCCGGGGAAGUCUUCUUCAGCUUCAGGGACAGUGAAGAGGGGGACUAGACACCCGGGGAAGUCUUCUUCAGCUUCUGGGACAGUGAAGAGGGGGACUAGACACCCGGGGAAGUCUUCUUCAGCUUCAGGGACAGUGAAGAGGGGGACUAGACACACAGGGAAGUCUUCUUCAGCUUCAGGGACAGUGAAAAGGGGGACUAGACACCCAGGGGAGUCUUCUUCAGCUUCUUUCUGUUCAGUUUUUAUUUAUUUUAUUCAUUGAUUAAACAGGCAGGAGAACUGAGCACUCAAAUGUCAUUGGCAGUUUUGAUCUUGGGAAAUCAAAGCAGGAACGGAAUGCAAGGGAUUACGUAGACAAUCAAAUUGUAUGCUAUUUUUGUUGGGACGUGAUCACAACAUCAAGCUGAAUACUCACACUUCAUGUUAUUUUAAACCAUAAUUUCUUUCUUAAUAGUCUGAAAGCAUUAGCCACCAUAUCAGCAUAAACGCAUACUAUGAUAUAAUUGGGGAUGGCAUACACAAUUCAUUUGUCUUUAGUGUCACUCUGAAGAAGCAGUGUAUCCCAUUUCAUCACUGAGCAUAUCCGUUGUCUAGAUUAGGAAAACAGGAUAUAAUACAAGUUUGUUUAUUUGCAGUGCAGGUUAAUGAGAUAUUUUCCAUAUCAAACAUAUCAAUCAUCCCCAGGACCAAUAGUUUAACCUUUUUGUUUCUUAUGGUUAUAAAAAAAGAUUGUUAUGCAUGUGACCAAUAAAAAGACACAUUAAAAGGAAUAGCCAUUCCACAAUGGUAUACAUUGCGGUGAUUACACUUGGAAGCAUAUAUAGUUAUCCAUCUCUUUGUAUUUUUGAAUGUGAUUUCACACAGUCUUAAGAGAUUAAAUCGCUGGUGGUUUACAAGCACGUUUUGAGGUGCAGCGCACGGUGACAGAGUGUCUGAGCACUGCAGGCGGUUGUUUUCACCUCCCGUACAGCGUGUCCCUGUUACCUCCUACUCAACGCUCCGGAACCUGCCGGAAUUUUCACACCGUCAGCCACACCUGACAAUCACAGCUUGUUGACCUUCAUCUUCAGUUCUCCUCCGCACAAGAAACACAAAUGCAUCUGUUAUAACUCUGUCCAAAACCUAGUGUUACCCAAAAAACAUCUUGCAUGAUUUACUCGUAAUAAUAAUGAUAUAAUCAUUAGCACAUUUCUCAAACCCAAGGACACUGUUUUACAGAGUAGAUAAAACAGUUUUUCUAUUUACUCGUCUUAUGUGGCCAACAUUAAUAGAAUUUCCCUCACAUAACAACAUAUCACACAGAACUGUGUUCUGUCCUAUCUUUGUGUUCAUGGUUGUUUUCUUGUGGAAAAAUGACAUUCACAUUGUAGAAUCUACUUUAUAAUCUGUCACUAUAUUACUAAACGUAAGUAUGACCAGAUUUACUUCAUUGUGAUGGCUACCAAAAAAUGCAUACAGUAGGCUAAUUUUAAACAUAAAUAUAAACUGUUUUUCUUCCUGUUUCAUCUGUUACAGUGGUAGCCUAAUUACAGAUGCUGUCAUAAUAACUUUGAGUCACUUCUGUUGUAGACUUGUUUCAAAACUAAAUGGUGCAGUAUUUGUGGUCAAAUAAACUAGUGUAACUAAGUUGCAGAAACAUUUGUCAAUAUCUUUAAAAUCACUGUGUUUGUGUCAGUACAGCCAAAAAUGUAUUAGUCAUUUUAGUGAUGGAUCGCAGUAAUGUUUUCAAUUCUUAAAGUGAGGGGCUGAAAAUAGUUAAAAUAACCAUAUGCUAUAUUAUCCAUCCAUCCAUCCAUCCAUUAUCACCCGCUUAUCCGGAGUCGGGUCGAGGUGGCAGUAAGCUAAGCUGGGUAUUCCAGGCGUCCCUCUCCCCAGCAACGCAUUCCAGCUCCUCCUGGGGGAUCCCGAGGCGUUCCCAGGCCAAGAGAGAUAUAUAAUCUCUCCAGCGGGUUCUGGGUCCACCUCGGGGUCUCCGCCCAGUUGGACGAGCCCGGAAAACCUCCAAAGGGAGGCGCCCGGGAGGCAUCCUCAUCAGAUGCCCGAACCACCUCAAUUGGCUCCUUUCGAUGCGCUAUAUUAUCAUAGAGGUAUGUAUCGACUACACACUACACUCCCACCAAAUAUAUAAUGAGUUAAAUCUGUAUUGAAAAAGCCUCAUGAUUGUAUGGGUGUCAUUGGGAUUCUAUGUGACUGUACUCCAUUAAAUACUUUUUUGUAUCUUGAA